AUCAAUCAUCAUCGAAUUUUUUUUUUUUUUUUUUGAAUAAAAAUGCUCAACGUUGAAACAGUGAGAAAAAUUUCACCAACAUCGAUGGAAUCGAUUCAUCCAUCAUUACGUAAAAAUAGCAGUACAAUUAAACCAGUAAAAGAAGAGGUGUUGUAUCUAAGUAAAUCGAUACAAUUGACUGAAUACACGUUUGAAGAUGAAAAUGGUAAAGCUAAAUCUGCUGAAGUAAUUCAUAAACGUUAUAUGGUCGGUGUCAAUAACAAUAACAACAACAACAACAACAGUAACGAUGUACAAGAAGAUACAAUAUUAAGUAUUGCAAUAUUAAAAAGACAUUGUCUAUGCGAUUGUUUGAUACUUGUACGACAAUAUCGUCCUACAUUGAAAUCGUAUGCAUUGGAAUUUCCAGCACGUAUUAUUGAACAACGUUAUAGCGAUAAAAGUGGUGAUGAAGCAGCUAAAGAGAUUGAAGAAAAUACUGGCUAUGGAUCGACUAAAAUUAAAUAUAUUACACCACAAACAGCUACUGAUCCAGAACUAUGCGAUAGUAAAGUGAAACUUGUAUCCAUGAUAAUCGAUGGUGAUGAUCCGAUUAAAAAUAAUUUUUUUCAUGCAAACAAUCCUAAAAAUCAAGAUCAACAACAGAAUGGCAACGAUAAUGAUAAUGAUAAUGAUAAUGAUAUUGAAAUCAUAUUAUUACCAAUCAAUGGACUAUUGGAUCGUUUGAAUGAAUAUUGUAAAAAUGGUACCAUUGUUGAUUCACGUGUGUAUGCAUUUGCAAUUGGAUUGAAAAAAGGUGAAAAAUUAAGUGAAAAUGUUUCGAAACCAGAAAAUAUUGAGAUCGCCAUCUAAAUGAAAUGCUAAACACUAUGGACCAAAAAUUUUUAUUUCCACAAAUUCAGUUAGAUACAACAACAACAACAACAACA
Dermatophagoides farinae (American house dust mite) is the source of this 929-nucleotide messenger RNA. Its product is annotated as ADP-sugar pyrophosphatase. NCBI's taxonomy places the organism in Eukaryota, Metazoa, Arthropoda, Arachnida, Sarcoptiformes, Pyroglyphidae. Gene Ontology annotation, biological process: nucleoside phosphate metabolic process; ribose phosphate metabolic process. Gene Ontology annotation, molecular function: ADP-ribose diphosphatase activity. Gene Ontology annotation, cellular component: nucleus. The record is from RefSeq and is a predicted model, not a curated record.